Messenger RNA from Gracilinanus agilis (Agile Gracile Mouse Opossum), 939 nucleotides. RefSeq names its product olfactory receptor 13D1-like. Gene Ontology annotation, biological process: G protein-coupled receptor signaling pathway. The record is from RefSeq and is a predicted model, not a curated record. The transcript has a single exon. The coding region runs from base 4 to 939 and encodes 311 amino acids. Gene Ontology annotation, cellular component: membrane. NCBI's taxonomy places the organism in Eukaryota, Metazoa, Chordata, Mammalia, Didelphimorphia, Didelphidae. Gene Ontology annotation, molecular function: G protein-coupled receptor activity; olfactory receptor activity.
GAAAUGGGGAAUUUUACAACUGUAACAGAGUUUUUUCUGGUGGGACUUUCAAACUACCCAGAACUCCAGGUAUUUCUUUAUGUGCUUUGCUUAUUGAUGUACUUGGUGAUUCUAAUAGGAAAUGGUAUACUCAUUAUCAUCAGCAUCCUAGAUCCCCACCUCCAUUCCCCUAUGUAUUUUUUUCUUGGGAACCUCUCUUUUCUGGACAUCUGCUACACUUCUUCCUUAAUACCUCAAAUGCUAUUUAAUUUUACAUCUGAAAGAAAAUCCAUCACUUUCAUAGGAUGUGGCCUGCAAAUGGUUCUUUCCCUUGGACUUGGGUCCACAGAGUGUCUGCUGCUUGCAGUAAUGGCUUUUGACAGAUAUGUAGCCAUAUGCAGUCCUCUAAGAUACACUAUCAUCAUGAACAAGGGACUUUGUGUGCAGAUGGCUUCUUGGACCUGGAUAGUAGGAUUUAUGAACUCCAUGGUACAAUCUGUGCUUACAUUGAUAAUGCCUUUCUGUGAGAACAUUAUUGACCAUCUUGUCUGUGAAAUUCUUGCCCUUUUAAAACUUAUCUGUGUUGACAUAUCCCUCAAUGUAUUUAUUAUGAUAAUUGCAAGCAUUCUUCUGUUAAUCACUCCUCUUGUGCUUAUUUUCUUCUCUUAUGUCUUUAUCCUCUUCACUAUCCUGAAAAUUAAAUCUACUGAGGGGAGGAAAAAGGCCUUUUCCACUUGUUCAGCACACCUCACUGUGGUGAUCUUGUUCUAUGGGUCUGCUCUUUUCAUGUACAUGAAGCCCAAGUCUAAGGACACUAAGCUUUUUGAUGAAAUUUUUGGGUUGUCUUACUGGGUGUUCACCCCAAUGCUGAAUCCCAUCAUCUAUAGUCUGAGGAACAAGGAGGUUAAAGAGGCUGUGGAGAAAGUCCUAAUCAGAAAUCUUUACUUAAGGAGAAUAUGA